CCAGAGUUUAAGUCUGUUUCUUCUUUAAGAACAUCAUGAAGUACUGCUGGAGUUUACUCGCUCUACAACUCUUCAUUGUCAAUGGUGUGUUUGGAGUUGACACGGAUGAAAUCAAGUCAGUGAUCGAGGGAGAUUCAGUCACUCUAGACACAAAUGUUGAAAAACUGGAAAGUGAUCUGAUUGGGUGGUAUUUUGGACCUGAAGGCACUCGUCUUGCUCAAAUCAAUGGAAAGGCCGACAGCAUGCGUGUAUAUGAUGAUGUUCUUGAUGGGAGAUUUAAAGGCAGACUGGAGUUGAACAGUAAAACUGGAUCUCUCACCAUCAGAGACAUCACAACUGAACACUCGGGACUUUAUACACUCAGAAUAACCAGUAAUAAAGUCUCAUACACAACAUUCAGUUUAACUGUUAAUGAGAAGAAAUCAGAGACUGAUUAUAUUAAUGUGAUUAAUGAGAUUGAUGAGAUUGGUGUGUCUACUCCCGGUCGAUCACGUUCAGUUUCUUUCACCAUUCUCUAUACGGUAUUUAUGUCUGCAGUAUUAAUUGUUAUAAUCUCAGCUGUGAUCUGCUUCAGGAAACACAGAGUAAAAGGUUUAAUAAAAGUGCAGACUUCUGAAACUGACGUUCUGACUGAAGAAAGACGACACGAGGACAAAAAUCAGCAACAAGUUUGAAGAUUAACUAACUGAUUAUUCUGUUUGUCUUAUUUUUGUCGUUUCUGUUUACAAAUAUCUAAAAAUCCUAUAAAAAAGAAACAUUUUCUUGAGA
Molecule: messenger RNA, 768 nt
Organism: Xyrauchen texanus (razorback sucker)
Lineage: Eukaryota; Metazoa; Chordata; Actinopteri; Cypriniformes; Catostomidae
Exons: 5
Coding region: 36-674 (212 amino acids)
Source: RefSeq, a predicted model, not a curated record